AGUCAGGAUCUUAUCGAUAAGAGCAACCGAAUUUUAGGUUAUGUUAUGUAGAUUACAGUGAAUUAACCUUGAAUUAACAAAAUAAAGUGAAAAAAACUUUCUUUAUUCGUUAUAUCUAAGUUGUUAUCAACUCUUUAGAGUGUUUAUUGUUCAUGUUAUAUAUUUUUCAUUGGUUUUUAUUGACUAUAUAAUUACUUGAACGAUUUUUUAAUUCAUAAGUAGUGUUGCAUGUCGCAAAUUUUAGGUUAUCAACCUUGUUAAUUUCAUUUAAUUUGUAAAAAUUUCUGAAUUUAGAACUAAAGUUUAAAAAUAUUUUCCACUUAUACCAGUUAAACUUGGCAAUUAUCUAGAUUUAAUAUCCAAAUAACACAUUUAAAAUGUCGAAUGACAAAACAAACCCCACUGGUAUUCCCACAGACAUUGAUCCUAGUAAAUAUGGCUAUGAUCUGUACCCCCAACGCUGGAAGAAGAGGGAACAAUCUUUCUCCGACAUGCUUCUUGGCAGGAAUCUUGAAACUGAACGCAUAAAGUGUGAAGGCAGAGUAUAUGACUGUCUAAAAACAAAUCGUUUGGUGAGGCUUAUGAUGUCAGCUUUAAAAAGUGCUGGGUGUCCUAUAGACAUUCGCAGACAUAUAGCAUGCGAACCAUGUGACAACUCAGUGACUGGAGGCUAUGAUCCUAUUAUGAAUCAGAUAGUAGUGUGCAACCAGACCAGCUCGUCUAUAGUCCCAGGAGUGCUAGCUCACGAGAUGAUCCACAUGUUCGACUAUUGUGUGCACAAAGUCGACUUCAAGAAUAUCGAUCAUGUGGCCUGUACCGAGAUCAGGGCUGCCAACCUCACGCAUUGCAGCUUCAUGAGUGCUUUCAUGCAGGGUGACGUCACGCCUUUCAAUUUUAGGAAAUUACAUCAGGACUGCGUGAAAACGAAAGCCCUCCACUCAAUUUUGGCAGUACGGGAUGUGACCGAAGAGCAAGCGGUGGCUGUCAUUGAGAGAGUUUUCCCCACCUGUUACAGCGACCUUGAGCCGAUCGGCAGACGACUUAAGAGGAAUAGCAACGAUAUUGAUAAGGCAUACAGGGAAGGCUUCUAUUAUGGAUAUGUGUAGCUUAAGAUAUACAUUCAGUGAAGUUUAGAUUUUUCGUAAUAUGUAAUUAAUAAUUGAUUUAAUAGGCCUAAUUGUUUAUUGAGAUAUGUCUAGCUUAAGAUAUACAGUCAAUAAAAUAGAAUUAUAGUACCCUCCAAAAUUAAUAGAAUAAUAAAACAAUAAUACAAAUUGUAACGUAACUACUUUUUACCGUAACUAAUUGUAACGAAAAGUUUAUUUAAAAU
Nilaparvata lugens (brown planthopper) is the source of this 1330-nucleotide messenger RNA. Its product is annotated as mitochondrial inner membrane protease ATP23 homolog. Bases 378 to 1106 code for a protein of 242 amino acids. Gene Ontology annotation, cellular component: extrinsic component of mitochondrial inner membrane. The record is from RefSeq and is a predicted model, not a curated record. Gene Ontology annotation, biological process: mitochondrial protein processing; mitochondrial proton-transporting ATP synthase complex assembly. Gene Ontology annotation, molecular function: metalloendopeptidase activity. The transcript has 5 exons. Lineage: Eukaryota; Metazoa; Arthropoda; Insecta; Hemiptera; Delphacidae.